Molecule: messenger RNA, 3112 nt
Organism: Cyprinus carpio (common carp)
Lineage: Eukaryota; Metazoa; Chordata; Actinopteri; Cypriniformes; Cyprinidae
Biological process (GO): positive regulation of T cell proliferation; cell surface receptor signaling pathway; cellular response to lipopolysaccharide
Cellular component (GO): external side of plasma membrane
Source: RefSeq, a predicted model, not a curated record
AUGCUCUGUCUCUGCGUGUGCUUGCGUCGGAUGCAGCGGUAUAAAGAGCGCGCGUGUUCUCUUUUGCUUGAAUGGUAAAUUGUUCGAAUGGGUAAACUGGCAAGAUAAAACACCUUCAAACGAUAAACUUUAACUCUAUGAUGGUUAAAUUUAACAGUUAAUCCGCGAAUCUCAUGCGUGCCGCACCGUGGAGUUGAUGGCGUACGGUUCACGGAUAUACAGUAGACAAUUUUUUUUUUUUUUUGGAUGCCAUUAAUCGAUUUGACAUCACAAAUUUUUAUCUUAUGUUUAGUGAGGAAAAAAUAAUAAUAAUAAUAUGUGGUAUUGCUGAAACAGGACCUAAACAGAGCAUAGCUGUGUGUGUGUUCUGCUCCACAGGAGUGAGCGCGUGACGCUUCAGUGAAAACAAUUCUGCCUCCUUGGAGCUUUGUUGAGGCCCCCUUGUUGAGAAUCACCGUUCCAGAGGAAAACCUGCUUAAAGAGAAACUCCAUCCCCCCAAAAAAGAAAAUUCUCUCAUCAUUUGUUCAGCCUUAUGCCGUCCCAGAUGUAUAUGACUUUCUUUCUUCAGAUGAACACCAACAAAGAUUAUUAGAAAAAGAAUCCAUCUCUGAGUCCAUAUAAUGCAAGUGGACAGUCAUCCAAAAGUUUAGUCUUCAAAAACCUACAAAGCAAUCACAACGGUAAUCCAUACAACCUGAGUGGAUGAAUCAAUGUCUUAUGAAGUGAAAAGAUAGAGAUUUUCACAGCUCUGUAGAUACGUGCACCUGAAACAUGAGCAUGUUUAGAGUCUUGAUAUCUGCAGCAGCUCUUCUUACAAGUGAAGGGCUAUCUGUUCAAGGACCUGCUCAGCCUCUGGUUGCUCAACUUGGGGGUUCCAUCAUACUGCCCUGCUCUGUGGAAACCCCGUUAUCCAUGGAGGAGCUGGAGGUCGAAUGGAAGAGGACAGAUGAAGAGGCAUUAGUGCACUUGUUUCAGAAUGGAGAGGACAGACCUGAGGCUCAGCAUCAGUCUUACAGGGACAGAGCACAUUUUUUUUCUGAGCAGAUCUUUAAAGGAAACUUCUCAAUCCUGUUGGAAAAUAUAACAGUUGCAGAUACUGGUAUCUAUAGAUGUGUAGUUUUCUCUUACCAGAAUGUUGGAGAGAUCUCUGUUACAAUUCAGCAUGUGGAGCGUGUAGUUGUGACCGCAGAAGAUCCAACAGUAUCUGCACGUGUUGGUGAGGAUGUUGUUCUAAACUGUAUGGUGGACUCGCAUAUUCCUCCUGAGCGCAUUGACGAGGUCUCAUGGAAGAAGGUGGACAAAAAGCCAGACAUCAUCCCUGUGUUGCUUUUCCAAAAUGGAACGAUAUUUCCAGGAUCGUCUCACAAACGUUACAGAGACAGAGCAGAGUUCUUCAGACAAGAAAUUCUCAAAGGUAACUUCUCAAUGAGACUAAAAAAUGUCCAGACUGCCGACAAGGGAGAAUACAUGUGUGAAGUCCACACAGAGAAUUCAGUGAGCUCUGCAACUGUGGAGUUUGGGCGGUUGGGGAUGUCUGCUCUGCACAUCAUUACACUGAUACUUUGCUUUAUUUCCCUCUUGUUGACUUUCGUAUUAAGUAUUCCAGUCACAGUCUAUAUAAGCAAAAAAGAUACUGGCCCAAAACGAAUGUACAUGAAUUAUUUGCUGGUUGUCUGUCCCAACAUCUGUUUGUCUAUUGCAUUUGUUCUGUGGGGAGUUAUUGAAGGGUCUGUAGUUGAGGUAACAAUGUGUGCGACAAUUAAUCUGAGUCGGAUCAUUUUGUUAUUUCUUAUGGCCCCAUAUUUCAAUUGGAAUACUACUGUUUCUGUUAAUUUUCCAGGUUUCAUCCACAGAAUGAUUGAAUUUGUAGCGAUUCCCAUUGCAUAUCUUCUGAUUUCCACAGCAUUUUGCUCAGCUGUUCUUCAUGAUCUCAGGAAUACAUCUCAGUGGACUGAAGUUGUUCUUGUCAGUGUUGGGAUUAUUCUGCUGUCAUCCAUGCCUGCAGUUUUUCGAGCCUUAAACAACGUUUGCUUCACACGAUUUUUUGAUAUACAUUUGUCAGUGCGAUUUAUUUUAGAGUCGUUAGGACACGUUCUCAUGCAGUCAAGCAACUUUCUUCAAAUGCGUCUUCUCUUCUAUAAAUCAUCAAGUGUUGAUGAAUCCAUGAUCAAAAUGACAUAUGCCUUUGGGGGAAUUUCUGCAGCCAUAUCAUUAAUAGUUCUUCCAAUUCCAGCAAUUCGCCAGUACCUUUGUUCAAAACUAGGCACAUAUCAACUUCAUGCGCUUAUAUGGAGAUGUUAUUUAGUUUGGGUAAACGUUAUGGUUGUUACGCUCAUCGGGCAUAGUGCAUUUAUUGUAUAUUAUCUCAACAAGAUUCUGGAGUAUACUAACGAGCGCUUUGGAUGGAUCUUUGUCACAGUUAUGCUCCAUGUCUUGACUGCAAUUUCCCCCACACGAUUCUCCAGAAAAGUUCCCGAUGUAAUUUACACUACUUUGUUCAUGUAUGGGGUGGCAGGUCUACCAGUGGUCAACUCUGUUUCUCUUGCCACAGAAUUAAUAUUGCAAGUAUACAAGGGGGAGAGAACAGUGGAUGAUCUGCGUGUAAUAGUGCUGGCGUUUGAAAGCAUUAUGCCUGGUGUGUGGCUGGUUUUACAGAUCCAUGCAUACUGGGCAGUUGCCGGGAGAGACGUACAGAAUGAGCUGUAUGCGCUGAGGGACUUUGCGGCACAGUGUACACCACAGCAAGGAGAUAUUGGUGAAUCAGAUUUUUCAGAGAAUCAACUUUCUGAGAUCCAAAGAUGUCAGCAAGAGGCAGCACCAUUCCUGGGAGAGCCAGAUCUAGGGGUUUAAAUCUUUUAAAGAAGAACGUAACACCAUGUAUGAUGAGCUAAUGUUACCCUACCUAUGCUAACUGUAUUUAAUUCAAUUGAAAAAGUAUGCAUUGUACAAUUUGUUUCAAUCAAUAAUAAUUUUCAUACUUUGGCUAAUGAAUUGUAUGUAGUGAAAACACUGCUUAAUCUUGUUUUCUGUUUACACCUUCAAAUUGUUAACUUUAUUGUUAUUGUUUAUUCCCAUAGUAACAAGCUGACUGCAUAGAUUUCUUUAAAAUAC